Molecule: messenger RNA, 2721 nt
Organism: Mesoplodon densirostris (Blainville's beaked whale)
Lineage: Eukaryota; Metazoa; Chordata; Mammalia; Artiodactyla; Ziphiidae
Product: antigen WC1.1-like
Exons: 16
Coding region: 1-2721 (906 amino acids)
Cellular component (GO): membrane
Source: RefSeq, a predicted model, not a curated record
AUGAGGGAAGAUCCAGGCAGGACUGGGGAGCAGGUUGGGAGUGUGAUGGGUGGGGCUCUGGAGCUGAGGCUGAAGGAUGGAGGCCACCGCUGUGAGGGGAGAGUGGAAGUGAAGCAUCAAGGAGUAUGGGGCAUGGUGUAUGUUAAGUACUGGUUCGUGGACGAUGCAGAUGUGGUGUGCCGAGAGCUGGGAUGUGGAGCUGCUGUUGAUGCUCCCAGAGGGGCUUAUUUUGGACCAAGACUUAGCCCCAUUUGGCAUGUCUAUUAUAAGUGCAAGGCAACAGCAUCAAGUUUCAACAUCAAAGACUGUUUUUAUUCUAAUUUUGAAAACUAUAAUCAUACCUUCUCUCAUGAACAAAGUAUUGGAGUAGUCUGCUCAGCACGUGUGCGUCUGGUUGGAGGGGAUGGACCCUGCUCAGGGCAAGUAGAAGUGCGUUCUGGACAAGACUGGACCCCAGUGUCUGAUGGGAACUUUACAUUCCCCACAGCCCAGGUCAUCUGUGCAGAGAUGGGAUGUGGCAAGGCUGUGUCUGUCCUGGGACACGUGCCCUUCAGAGCAUUAGAUGGCCGGGUCUGGGCUGAAGAGUUCAGAUGUGAGGGCGAGGAGUCUGAGCUCUGGUUCUGCCCCAGAGUGCCCUGUCCAGGGGGGACUUGUCACCACAGUGGAGCUGUUCAAGUUGUCUGUUCAGCAUACACAGAAGUCCGGCUCAUGAGAAAUGGCACUGCUCAGUGUGAGGGGCAAGUGGAGAUGAAUAUUUCUGGAAGAUGGAGAGGGCUCUGUGCCUCCCACUGGACUAGGGCCAAUGCCAAUGUUGUCUGUCAUCAGCUUGGCUGUGGAGUUGCCAUCUCCAUUCCAAAAGGAGCAGAAGGAGGUGAUCAAAUCUGGGAAGCCCGAUUUCACUGCUUGGGGGCUGAAUCUUUCUUGUGGAAUUGCCCUGUGACUGCCCUGGGUGUUCCUGACUGUACCCAUGGAAACACGGCCUAUGUGAUCUGCUCAGGAAACCAGAGCCAGGUGCUGCCCCAGUGCAACGACUCCGUGCCUGAACUAGCUGGCUUUGAAGCCUCAGAGGAGAGCGCUGCUGCCAACUGCUCAGACAGCACACAGCUCCGCCUGGUGGACGGGCAUGGUCACUGCGCCGGGAGAGUGGAGAUCUUUCACCAGGGCUCCUGGGGCACCGUCUGUGAUGACGGCUGGGACCUGGACGAUGCCCACGUGGUGUGCAGGCAGCUGGGCUGUGGAGAAGCCCUCAACGCCACGGUGUCGGCUCGCUUCGGGGCGGGAUCAGGGCCCAUCUGGCUGGACGACCUGAACUGCACAGGAAAGGAGUCCCAUGUGUGGAGGUGUCCUUCCCGGGGCUGGGGGCGGCACAACUGCAGACACAAGGAGGACGCGGGAGUCAUCUGCUCAGAGUUCCUGGCCCUCAGGAUGGUGAGCGAGGACCAGGAGUGUGCUGGGUGGCUGGAAGUUUUCUACAACGGGACCUGGGGCAGUGUCUGCCGCAGCCCCAUGGGAGACAUCACCUUGUCCAUCAUCUGCAGUCAGCUUGGCUGUGGGGACAGUGGAACUCUCAACUCUUCUGUUGCUCUUAGGGAAGGUUCUAGACCCCGGUGGGUAGAUGAAAUCCACUGUCGGAAAACUGAUACCUCUCUCUGGCAAUGUCCUUCUGACCCUUGGAAAUAUAGUUCAUGCUCUCCAAAGGAGGAAGCCUAUAUCUCGUGUGCAGGAAGGAGACCUAAGAGCUGCCCAACUGCUGCCCCCUGCACAGACAAAGAGAAGCUCCAGCUCAGGGGAGGAGACACCGUGUGCUCAGGGCGGGUGGAGGUCUGGCACAGCGGCUCCUGGGGCACAGUGUGUGAUGACUCCUGGAGCCUGGCAGAGGCCGAGGUGGUGUGUCAGCAGCUGGGCUGUGGCCAUGCCCUGGAAGCCGUGCGGGGUGCAGCAUUUGGCCCUGGAAAUGGGAGCAUCUGGCUGGACGAGGUGCAGUGCGGGGGCCGGGAGUCCUCCUUGUGGGACUGUGCUGCGGAGCCCUGGGGGCAGAACGACUGCAAGCACGAGGAGGAUGCUGGAGUGAGGUGCUCUGGUGGAAGAACAACAUUGCCCCCCACUACAGCAGGGACCCGACCAGGCUCAUAUCCUAUCCCUGGCAUCUUCUCCCUGCCUGGGACCCUCUGCCUCAUCUUGGGGGCCCUUCUCUUCCUGGUCCUCAUCAUCCUGGUGACUCAGCUGCUCAGAUGGAGAGCAGAGCGCAGAGCCGUAUCCGGUUUUGAAGAUGCUCUUGCUGAGGCCAUGUAUGAGGAGCUUGAUUACCUUGUGACACCGAAGGAAGAUCUUCUGGGCAGGCCAGGGUUUCUGUCAGAUGACUCUUUGACCAAACUGCCAUAUGACACUGGGGAUGGCGAGGACAAUAGCGACUACAAGUCCACUCCAGAACCACCAGAGCAGAAGACUGAUGACGCUGGUGAGGGUUAUGAUGAUGUUGAAGAGGUGCCAGUGCCUGGGGCUCCUCCUGCCUCUCGGAGGAGUGAGGGGGAAGUGCCCCCAGAGAAGGAGAAUGGGGUGAGGGUCUCUCAGACAGGCUCUUCUCUGAACUUCUUUAGAGAGGCGGCUGAUCCUGGGAAAGGAGAAGAGAGCCCCUGGUUUCUCCAGGUGGAAAAAGGGGACCCUGGGUAUGAUGACGUUGAACUAAGUGUCCCUGGAACAUCCACAGUGGCUUUCCCAUGA